Limanda limanda (common dab) is the source of this 2663-nucleotide messenger RNA. It is a transcript of the gene c9orf72, whose product is annotated as C9orf72-SMCR8 complex subunit. The record is from RefSeq and is a predicted model, not a curated record. NCBI's taxonomy places the organism in Eukaryota, Metazoa, Chordata, Actinopteri, Pleuronectiformes, Pleuronectidae. Gene Ontology annotation, cellular component: autophagosome; endosome. The transcript has 10 exons. Gene Ontology annotation, molecular function: guanyl-nucleotide exchange factor activity. Gene Ontology annotation, biological process: endocytosis; autophagy. Bases 200 to 1588 code for a protein of 462 amino acids.
GGAAGUGGUUGACAGACAACAACACAUACAGUUGGCUAGUAAUGAGCAUUAAAGUGUUACGAGCUGUGGAAUAAACAGAAAUGAGAUGAUGGCCGUGCAGUGACACUUUGAAAAACCUUCGUGUGGCGCAAGAAAAACCAGAACAGGUUGAAUAUCAUUAGGACUGACAGGAAAACAGUGAAGUCUUCAAACCUCUCCGAUGUCUUCCGGCUGUCCUCCCCAGUCGCCUGCUGUGGCAAAGUCUGAAGUUGCAGUAGAGGGAGAAUGUCCGUUGCUGGCUGCCACCUUUGCCUACUGGGACAACAUCCUGGGCCCGCGGGUGCGACACAUCUGGUCACCGAAGGGCGACCAGCUGAUGUUCCUCAGUGAUGGAGAGGUCACCUUUCUGGCCAAUCACACUCUUAAUGGGGAGAUUCUCCGCAGUGCUGAGUGUGGCGCCGUGGAUGUGAAGUUCUUCGUCCUGGCAGAAAAGGGCGUCAUCAUUGUGUCCCUCAUCUUUGACGGUGAACUGAAGGGGGACAAGAACACGUGUGCCUUGUCCAUCAUCCUGCCGCAGACCGAGCUGGCCUUCUACCUGCCUCUGCACACCAUCUGCGUGGAGAGGCUCAAACACGCCAUCCGCAAGGGGCGCAUUUGGAUGCAGAAGGGCUACAACAUCAUCUCAGUGUUGAGCUUGGAGAUCGUCCCUAUCAUGGAGUUGUUGGCCUCCAUGAAGUCCCACAGCGUGACAGAGGAUAUAGAUAUAAAAGACACGGUGCUAAAUGAUGAUGACAUCGGGGACAGCUGCCACGAGGACUUCCUCCACAAGGCCAUCAGCUCUCAUCUGCAGACUUGCGGCUGUUCAAUCGUAGUUGGAAGCAACCCAGAGAAAGUAAAUAAGAUUGUGCGAACGCUCUGUGUCUUCCUCACCCCAUCCGAGAGGAAGUGCUCUCGCCUAUGCAAGGCAGAUUCUUCCUUUAAAUAUGACACUGGCCUGUUUGUACAGGGUCUGCUCAAGGACUCCACGGGCAGCUUUGUCCUGCCCUUCCGCCAGGUGCUCUACUCACCGUACCCAACCACUCACAUCGACGUGGACAUCAACACUGUAAAGCAGAUGCCACCGUGCCACGAGCACAUGUACAACCAGCGGCGCUACAUGCGGUCAGAGCUGAGCACGCUCUGGAAGACCGACAGCGAGGAGGACAUACCCCCAGACACAGUCAUUCACACUGAUGAAUCCUUCACACCUGACCUGAAUAUAUUUCAGGACGUAAUGCAUAAUGACACUUUGGUGAAGUCAUUUAUCGACGAGGUGUUCAUGCUGAAGCCGGCCCUGUCCCUGCGGAGCACCUAUCUGGCCCAGUUCCUGCUGCUGCUCCACAGGAAAGCCCUCACACUGCUCAAGUACAUCGAGGACGAAACGCAAAAGGGGAAGAAGCCGUUUAGAUCCUUGCGCAAUUUAAAGACAGACCUGGAUCUGACGGUGGAGGGAGACCUGAGCAUCAUAAUGGCCUUCGCUGAGAAGCUGAGGGCGGGGCUGCACUCGUUUGUGUUUGGGAAGCCAUUCUACACCAGCAUGCAGGAGCGAGAUGUACUCAUGACCUUGUGACUCUUAUUCUACAUGUGCACUUUAUUUAUUGGACGGUUAACGAAAACAUGUUUUUGUGAUAUUGUUUUUUUUAUUUUUAUUUGUAUUAAUGUUACAUUAAAGCAUGCAGAUGUUGAUUUGUGAGAUAAACACUAGAGCCUGGAUAUUUGUCUCUGCUUUGCUGGAAUGAAAAUAACAUUUUGCCUUCCUUUUGUGUGUCGAUCAAGACAAGAUUGAUUGUUGCUGCUGUUAUGAGCCAUUAUAAUUAAUGUUUUGAUAUAUUGCCUUGAUCAACUGUAAGCGUAAUGUGAGUUUAAUAUUUUAAGACAACAUAAAUUAUUCUCUGCGGAAUGAAUUAUUCAUAUGUUCUUUGCCUUCUGCUAACAAAGGGUGUUGUAUUAAUUUAUGGUGUUAAAAUUGGCUGAGGUGCCCACCAGGACACUUGCAAUUUAAAUUAAAUUAUAUUAAUGAAAGCAAGUUAUUUUUUUUCUUCACAGCCUGUGUUAUACAACAACCUUGAUUGGCCUUUAAACCUUUUGAACUUGUGGAUUGCAUGUUAGAAAGAAUCUAAUUAUGACUGUGUGCUGACAUUAGAAAAAGGUUGUGACUAAUUUUAGCAUUAGGAAAAAAACACAGAGGGUGUUUAAAUUAAAUCUUACCACAACUCUCCUUAUAAAGCCGAUCUCUUUCUGUAGAGUGUCUAUAUAAAUGACUUUUCAUAGUUGUCCAGUAAAUGGAUCUGCACUGGUUUAUGUUCCUCCCACAGCAACCCAACUUUGCUGUCAGUAUUAUAAGGACAUUUGUCUCUUAAAGUAAAUCUGUUUUGUUUAUUUGCCUUUAAAAUAUGCUUCCAAAAAUGCUCAUUAUUUUGAGGUUGUUACAUGUUGAGUCGAUAAUUAUAUUACAAUUAUACUGCAUGUAUGUACAAUUUUAAAUCUGGAGCCUUUUUUCCACUUGUAUAUGUUUAGCAGACCAAGUUUAUUGCUUUAUCUGCUCCCUUUCUUUUUACUUAAUAGACUCAUUCACUUUGUUGUAACAGUGAACUUUUGUCUUCGUGUUCAGAUGGGGCAAUCAAUAAUAAAAAAAACUGCUCUAA